AUGAUUAAUUUUAAACAAAAGCUUAAGCUUUAUAGCUUACAAAAGAAACUCUGCUUGAUUAAGGCCAUGGCAAGCCAUCUCAAGGUAUCAGAGUUACAAAAGCAACUUACAAGAAUAGACCCUGUUCUCCAGGAUUGUAUUGUAAGUAGUAAAAGACAUCGCAGAGGCGAUACAAAAUUUACCUAUCUUGCUGUCAAGAAAGGUAUCAAAAGCCACGUCAUCAAUGCUCUCAAACAGAUGAACAUUGAUGUGCUAAAAGAAAAGCCUGUAUAUAGACAGGAAAACAGGAUAAAGACAAUAAACAAUGCUAAACUUUGUAGUCUUAAUAUCAAUCAUCUUUAUGGGAAGAAGGAGGACUUAGAGAUCCUUUUGAAAGUAGAGAAACCAACAGUUUUAUGUCUACAAGAAACAUGGAAGAAAUCCACGGGUAUUGGAAGACUAGAAAAGUAUAUGGUGGUGGAAACACCAGCCAUAGGUAAAAAUAAGCCAGGGUUAAUGACACUGGUGAGAAAAGGAGGAGCAAUAAGAUGCUCUAAGAAAGGUAAUGAUGACAACAUCCUACAAACGGUUGUUGAAAUCAAGACAAGUACAGGAUGGACAAAGAUACUUGUUAUCAAUGUCUAUGUGCCACAAGAAAGAGAGCUUAAGCAAUUAACUCUCGUAAAUGUAAUUAAUCUACUUAAUGUAGAGAAAAAUAAAAGAUGCUAUAAGGAGAUUAUAGUAAUGGGAGAUAUGAACGUCAAAGAUUCAACUCUUAAAGAAAAGCUUGUUGCUGGAGGAUUAAAUCCUCUAAUCAAUUACAACAGAGUUUCAGGAACUAGAAUCCUGAGUAAUGGUAGUGUCUCUAAAAGACGUAUUGAUACAAUUUUUAGAGUACUGAUACAAGAUAGUGAGAAGAUUACAAUCUCACGAAGAUGGUCUGUAGGAGAUCAUCUGCUACUUAGAAGAAAAAUCAUUCUUCCUUCUCCAAUAGCAGAUGACACUUUUACAUACAACAGAAAAAAGAUGGAAAAUCCUCUUGUAGAAGAGAGAUUAAGUAAUCUUCUGAAUAGUAAAAUAUUCACAAUAGAAGAACUUCCAAGAGUUCUAAAAGAAGUCUGCAUAUCUACAAAGAUAUACGAAAAAGUCAAGGCACCUAAAGGAAUGCCAAUAAGAUGGAGACAUGUCAAUGUCUACAAAAGAUUUAGACACGCCACUAAACGUGUUCUAAUUAAAAGAUCUGAAGCUAAUGUACAAAUGUAUACCAUGCUCAAGAAAAAAGUAGAGGAAACCAGAGUAAAAGUUCGGCGAGAACGGGCCAAACUCUGGGCCUUUAAAGGUGUAAACCUUUACAAAAGUAAUCGCUCCAGAGAUUUCUGGAAGUGGCUAAAAGGAUGUUCUAACACGUCAGUUAG
Molecule: messenger RNA, 1394 nt
Organism: Vairimorpha ceranae
Lineage: Eukaryota; Fungi; Microsporidia; Nosematidae
Product: endonuclease reverse transcriptase
Exons: 1
Source: RefSeq, a predicted model, not a curated record